AUGAUUUCACCGGUGACGUGGUUUGCAAUGAUUCUCGGGUACUGCGCGAUCAAUACGGGACGAACGUACUCAUCAUCGACAUUCAUUUGCACGGACGGCUCCGUAGCAUCAUUAGCGAACAUUUGCGACGGGGUUCCUCAUUGUCCGGAUUCCUCGGACGAAGCUGCAACAUUAUGCCGUCACGUUCUAUGUCCAACGUACAUGUACAGAUGCAGUUAUGGCGCUUGCGUGACUCGUGCGGCACGAUGUAACGGUCUGACGGAUUGCGUGGAUGCUAGCGACGAGUUCGCGUGCGACCGUGAUUUAAACGACAUUUGCUCCGAUCGCGAGUUCCAGUGUUCCACUCCUCAUCGAGAGUGCAUACCUCUUCGUGAGGUGUGCAACGGUCGCGAAGAUUGCUCGGAUGGCAGUGACGAGAACGCGACGACUUGUCGCGAAUACCUGUGUCCUGAAUACACGUUCCGUUGUUCGUACGGAGGUUGUGUGCAUCAGGAAACGAUCUGCGACGGUGUCAAGGACUGCGCCGAUGGCACCGACGAAGACUCGAGUAUGUGCGCGGCAAUUAAUUGCGAAGGUGAAGAAUGCGCGCGAUAUAAAUGCAGAGACGAGGAGUUUACAUGCGAGAGCGGAGGACAGUGCUUACCGAUGGUUAAAGUAUGCGACGGCACACGACAAUGCAGAGACGGAUCCGACGAAAGCGCAGGAAUGUGCAAAGCGCGCGAAUGCCCUGAAAAUUGGUUUCGCUGCGCGUACGGCGGCUGCAUUCGGCCUGAAUUAAAAUGUAACUUCCAGCUGAAUUGUUACGACUGGAGCGACGAGGAGGAAUAUCUGUGCGGGAGGACGCUGCCCGAAGGCGCUUGUCGGUUACCCGCGGCAAAAGCGGCCACGCAUUAUAAUGUAAGUGGAUGCUCCAAGUGUCGGCCGGGUGAAAUUGUUCCCGAAUUCACGCGUCUCGAUUAUACCUGUGACACUGGGGAUUCUCCGCAAGGUCCGAGUGAAGUUUAUUGCCAGAAUAAUCGGUGGUCGCCUGCUGUUCCGAGUUGUAUCGUCGGUAAGGAAGGAAUAACAUGUCCAGUGCUUGUUGAGGCGUACGGUGCGUUUAAACGAUGUGAGGCGAUGUGGGGCCCUCACAAGGGAUGGCUGCCUUGUGACCGAGCCCUUCCAGUUGGCACGCGAGUUCUUCUGGAGUGCCCGGCUUUCUACGAGCGUCGUAAAGGGUCUUCGAGCAUCGUAUGCCUCCACGACGGCACGUGGAGUCAAACGCCCCUGAGUUGCGCUCCUAUCUGUGGCACGCGAGACUCCACAGCCGCAGCACUGAUCGUAAAGGGGUGGCGCGUCGAGAAGGACGAAACACUGCCGUGGCAAGUCACGCUGUUCUCGCACGAGAACGGCGAAUGGAGAUUCUUUUGCGGCGGUACACUGAUAGCGGAGCGCGUCGUGUUGACCGCUGGCCAUUGCCUCUGGAAAACCGCGACGGACACGGUGCGCGUCGCUCUCGGUAUACUCUCGAGCAACUUGACAAAAGCGGGAGAAGACGCGCAAGUGAUCGACGUGGAGAGCAUCACACUGCAGAGCGCGUAUCGGGACUACGAAAGUAACUAUGGCUCGGACAUCGCGUUGCUGAUCUUGAAGAGAGCCGUAACUAUCGACUCGGUCGUCUCACCUGCUUGCCUUCCUCAGCGUCCCGACGCGACGUUGACGGAGGCUCAAGAAAACGGUGGAUUCGGAUUGGUCGCCGGAAUGGGGCUGACAGAGAACGACACGUUUAGUCCGACCAUGAGAAUGACCACGGCGAAGAUCGUCUCCGACGACGAGUGUCGUCAAAAACAAAAGAAGGAUUUUCGCAAGUAUCUAACUUACACGUCUUUCUGUGCCGGAUGGGCGAAUGGUACCGGAGUAUGUAACGGGGACAGCGGUGGAGGGUUGGUGAUCCAACGGCCGAAUUCCAGCGUUUGGGAGGUUCACGGUGUCGUUUCCGUGAGCCCACGUAGACUGGGUACCAGCGUGUGCGAUCCAAACUUUUACACUGUUUUCACGAAGGUUUCAGUGUAUAUCGAUUGGAUCAAUCGGAUUGUAGAGAGUAUACCAGUUAGUGGCCCACCUGAUCUUGAUCGACAACCGAACACGGAUUACAUCAUCGUUAGAUAAAAUUUGAAAAUAUCUUUUAUGAUAACUUGA
Messenger RNA from Dinoponera quadriceps, 2178 nucleotides. Its product is annotated as sortilin-related receptor-like. The transcript has 10 exons. The record is from RefSeq and is a predicted model, not a curated record. The coding region runs from base 1 to 2148 and encodes 715 amino acids. Gene Ontology annotation, biological process: proteolysis. Gene Ontology annotation, cellular component: membrane. Gene Ontology annotation, molecular function: G protein-coupled receptor activity; serine-type endopeptidase activity; protein binding. NCBI's taxonomy places the organism in Eukaryota, Metazoa, Arthropoda, Insecta, Hymenoptera, Formicidae.